CGUUCCACCAAGUUUGGCCCAGCCGCUCGCCGUCCGGCGUUCCGCAGGUUGCCAUAGAAACCCGAGAGCGCUGGGCCCGCGAAAGCUGGGGCGUCCGCGACGCGGCGGGGACCGCGGCUCCCGGGAACCAGAGCGCCAUGUCUUUCCGCGACCUGCGCAAUUUCACAGAGAUGAUGAGGGCCCUAGGAUACCCACGACAUAUUUCUAUGGAGAAUUUUCGCACACCCAAUUUUGGACUUGUUUCUGAAGUGCUUCUCUGGCUUGUGAAAAGGUAUGAGCCUCAAACUGACAUCCCUUCAGACAUUGAUACUGAGCAAGACCGAGUUUUCUUCAUUAAGGCAAUUGCCCAGUUCAUGGCCACAAAGGCGCAUAUAAAACUCAAUACCAAGAAGCUCUACCAGGCAGAUGGGUAUGCGGUGAAAGAACUAUUGAAGAUCACAUCUGUGCUUUAUAAUGCUAUGAAGAGCAAAGGGAUGGAAGGCUCUAAAAUAGGAGAGGAAGACAUCAGCAAGUUCAAGUUUGAUCUAGGUUCCAAGAUCUCAGAUUUGAAAGCAGCCAGGCAGCUGGCUUCGGAAAUCACCGCCAAAGGAGCAUCUCUGUAUGACUUGUUGGGAAAGGAGGUCGAGUUGAGGGAACUGAGAACUGAAGCCAUUGCCAGGCCACUGGAAAUCAAUGAGACUGAGAAAGUGAUGAGAAUUGCAAUAAAAGAGGUUUUGGCACAGAUUCAGAAGACUAAGGACUUGCUCAAUAAUGUGGCAUCUGAUGAAGCUAACUUAGAAGCCAAAAUUGAAAAGAGAAAACUAGAACUGGAAAGAAAUCGGAAGCGACUACAGACCCUGCAGAGCGUCAGGCCUGCCUUUAUGGAUGAGUAUGAGAAGAUUGAGGAAGAAUUACAAAAGCAGUAUGACAUUUAUCUGGAGAAAUUUCGGAAUUUGGCUUACCUGGAACAGCAACUGGAGGACCACCAUAGGAUGGAGCAAGAGAGGUUUGAAGAGGCUGAAAAUACUCUCCGCUUGAUGCAGAACAAGCUAAAGGAAGAGGAAAAGCGGCUUCUCAAGAGUGGAAGUAACGAUGACUCAGACAUAGACAUCCAGGAGGAUGAUGAGUCUGACAGUGAGUUGGAGGAAAGACGGCUGUCCAAGCCAAGGACCGCCAUGGAGGUGCUCAUGCAAGGAAGACCCAGCAAGCGCAUUGUGGGCACAAUGCAAGGUGGAGACUCGGAUGAUGAUGAAGAUUCGGAGGACAGUGAAAUUGACAUGGAAGAUGAUGAAGAAGACGAUGAUGACUUAGAAGAUGAGAGCAUUGCUCUCUCACCAACUAAGCCCAAUCGAAGAGUCCGGAAACCCGAGCCCCUGGAUGAAAGUGAUAAUGACUUCUGACUUGCCAAGGGACCCAGGCAGAUUGAGAGCCUCAAACUUGUAGAUAAAUGGUAAGCCAGAAGGCUGGGAAGGUAACAGGUACUGUGUUUGCUACACCAUUGGUGUGCAAGAAGAUUUCUUUCUGCUUUACCUUCCUGUUUGUACUCUGAAGCAUAAAUGAGAACUGAAGCAAACCACAAAGAUGAUUUCCUUUUGCCUUCUUUUUCUCUUAAUACUUGGGAAAUGCAUGGGUGUUAAGUGACUUAAAUCCACGGGACAAAAGCUUAAAGUGAAAUAUGGGAAGACACAACCUAAGUUUGGUGGCUUUUCCUCUAAGAGCCUGACAGACCUGGGGCUGGGACUUUGCACAGGACUUGUUUUAGGAAUUGUUAGGUAACAUCUAACUGUUAAUCACUCACUUGCACAGUUUGGAACAUGGACUGUACAUGGGCUUUUAAUUGUGCUUUUAUUCUAUUUUAUAAUCUUUUCUGCAUGCUCACAAUACCAAGCAUUAUAUGAACCUUAACUAAAAUUUUCUGAGACAUUCAUUAAGUUUAAUAUCCUUGACUAUCAGGCAACAGAGACCUUCCAGAUUCCAGUAAGCCUGACAAUCAGAAUAUGGUAUUUGAUUCUCUUCUUCUGAAAUUCCACUAAAAUGAGAGGGAGGG
Molecule: messenger RNA, 2026 nt
Organism: Dipodomys spectabilis (banner-tailed kangaroo rat)
Lineage: Eukaryota; Metazoa; Chordata; Mammalia; Rodentia; Heteromyidae
Gene: Ift38
Product: clusterin associated protein 1
Exons: 12
Coding region: 138-1379 (413 amino acids)
Biological process (GO): cilium assembly
Cellular component (GO): cilium; centrosome; intraciliary transport particle B
Source: RefSeq, a predicted model, not a curated record